Molecule: messenger RNA, 858 nt
Organism: Dinoponera quadriceps
Lineage: Eukaryota; Metazoa; Arthropoda; Insecta; Hymenoptera; Formicidae
Product: histidine-rich glycoprotein-like
Exons: 1
Coding region: 1-858 (285 amino acids)
Source: RefSeq, a predicted model, not a curated record
AUGGUGCGAGGUGCGAUGCUAUCCCUGCCAUUCGUCGUCGCAAUAUGUUCGCUCACGUUGUUACAGCCGACCUGUCACGCCCGGGACUUGGCCGGCGCGGGAUCGCGUGUCAGCCGUCGCGACGUGGAAGGGAAGAACGGUGACCGUGAUGUAGGUCAUUCGGAGGGCGCGGUGCCGUCGGCAGGCCUGGUGGUCGACCUGGAGACCGCGGCGACCGGCCACAAGGGUGGUGGCGGCCACCAUCACGAGUCCGGCGGCGGCCACCAUCACGAGUCCCAUCACCACGAGGAGCACGGCGGGAAGGGCGAGAAAGGGCACAAGAGUCAUCACCAUCACGACAAGGGCGACAGCGGCAAGCACGACAAGGAACACCAUUCCGGUCACCACGAGGAGCACGGCGGUAAGAAGAAGGGCCAUCACGACGAGCACGAGAAGUACGGAGAGCACCACGAGGGUGAGAAGGGCCACAAGGGCGGGAAGUUCGGCGAGAAGAAGGGCCACAAGAAGGGGCACAAGACCAAGGGCUACCACAACAAGUUCCACAAGGACGAGUUCCACAAGGAGCACAAGUUCUACGACGAUUACCACAAGGGCGGCCAUCACGAGAAGCACGGCGACUUCCACGGGCAUCACGAGAAGAAGGAGGGCCACCACAAGAAGGGCGGGCAUCAUCAAUCCGGCUAUCACGAGGAUCACCACGGUAAGAAGGGCCAUCACGACAAAGGUCAUCAUGACGAAGAGCACAAGGGUCAUCACGGUAAGCAUGGCCACGAGCAUCAUCACGAGCAUCACGACGCGUACGGCAAGAAGGGCGAUCAUCAUUCCGGGAAGAAGUACGGCUAUAAGAAGGGACAUUAG